GGCAACUCUGAGAGUUGUGCCAGCUGUCACAAGAUUAUAUUGGCGCCCUUAUACUAAUACAGUACUGUAGUGCUUCUUCAGUAUGGACAAGCUGCAUAUUUAGGAUGUCUGUGGAGGCAGAGUCAUUGCUGCAGGAGGUGAAGGAGUGCAUAGAAGCAGCUCAGAACUACAGGAGCGAACUGCAGCAGAGAUUACAGGGACUGAGCCAGGCACGCAAACAGGUGCGAGGAAGCUCGACUCAUACUCGCGAGGUUUUGAAACGCCACUUUCAGGAGCUCCAGACGACGCUGAGUCGCCUCCUCAACGAGCGACUGAAUGUGCUCCUACAGGAAGUGGACGCCAUCGAGCAGGACAGCAUCAGUCCGCUGGAUGACUGCCAGAAACUCAUCGAACAUGGCGUCAAGAUGGCUGACGAGCUCUUGCGUGAAGGUGAAGCUGCGAUACGCUGCGGGAUCAGUGACCGAGAAGACAAGCUUUGCAACUUUGCUAAAAAAGCUCUUCACAUUCAGCUGGACAGCCUGCCCGAGGUGCCUGCGCUAGUGGACGUGCCGUGUCUGUCGGCGCAGUUGGACGACUCGUUGUUGUGCGUGAUGCAGGAGCGAUCUGCGCGUCACGGAAGUGUGUCGUCGCAUCCGCCUGUACAGAUAGAGGAGCUGGUUGAGAGAGCAGGUGGAGUGUUGGUGCGCUGGAGCAAGGUGGAUGAGGACUUCUUCCCUCAGGAAUACAGACUGCAGUACAGACGCAGUAACUCCACCCACUACGAGGACGCCUAUACCGGGAGCGAGUGUGAGUUUCUGUUGCUACACCUGGACCCUCACACUGAUUACCUGUUCCGAGUGUGUGCGCGCGGCGAAGGACGCACCGAGUGGAGCCCUUGGAGCGUCCCACAGACCGGAUACACAACCCUCACAGCACACGAGUGGAGUGCUGGUGUGGACGGCUACGUUCUGAGCAGCAGGAAGAACAUGGCGCUGCGCAGUGACUCCUCUUCAUCAGGCUGUGCAUCUGUGCUUUACUCCAACUCACCGUCGUACUUCUGUGGACAAACGCUCACCUUCAAGAUUACAGCAGUUGGGCAGAUGGAUAAGCGUGACAGUCUGGGGGUGUGUAUGGAUAAGCGUAAUGAAUCAGAAUCUCUGCAGAGGGACCAGGCUGUCUGUAUCUCCACUAACGGUGCUGUGUUUGUCAACGGGAAAGAAAUGACCAAUCAGCUUCCCGCCAUCACCAUCAGCUCAGCGAUCACCUUCGACAUGGAGGUGGUCAGCGUUUUUCCUGCCAACAACAACCCGAGCGAUGUGAGCGGCUUCAAGCUGCGUGUUACGAUCGGUUCGGGGAACCGCGAGGUGGUUUUUGAUUGGCUGCUCGACCAAGUCGUGGACUGCCUCUUUUUCGGAUGUUCUUUCGCCCACCCUGGCUGGAAAGUGCUGGUUUUCUGAUGCCGCACUUCACGUUUCGCUGAUGUGCUUCGUUAAAUUCGUAUCUUGACGUCAAAGCUGUUUACAGUGUUUUACUCACACAUAGUUAAUCCCACAGUAGAGUUUGUUGUCCUGCACUCCGUAGCCACCGUAGCUAAAUUUUAAACAUGAGAACAAUGAGAGACGAGCUGUCUCAUUCCUUUAUCGUAAAAGCUACCAUCUUUCAACUUUAGGAUUUAAACUUUACCGAGCCGAUCGCAUCUUAAGUAACAGUUAUUAAGGAAAGAAUGACUCUUAAAAGUCUUAUCUAAAAAUAAAGCCCUUAUUCAAGUUAUGCAACUAGCAUUUAAAGGGGAGAUGAUUUAUUUUUGACCUUUUAUGGUUUGUCCCUGAAAAGAGUCCUCCAGCGUUUGCACCCUUCUCUCGUUAAACAGGUGUGCUUGUGGUUUUCAUACAAGUAUAAGAAAUGUUAUGUGUGCAGAUUUGAGUUGCAGAGCAUGCUGGUUAACCACACAAGCUCACAUGCAUGUCUUUUUUUUUUUUUUUUUUUUUUUGUGAGCUUCCAAAGUAAUAAUAUAUAUUUUUUUCUCCAUCCUAAUGCUAAUCUCCGGGAUUUGGACUAAAAUAAAUCUAGCGCAAAAACAAAUGUGAAUGUCGUGUUGUUGGCGACAGUUCUUCUGUUGUCCCUAAUACGUAUCUUACUGCUUAAAACAAAGGUCAAAACCAAACCAGUAUACCCAUCUCUAUACACAACUGUGUGUUUAUAUACACCAUUUUACACGAGAUGCCAGCAGCUGUACAUUUAGCAGCUCAAUUAAUUUUUUUUUUAUUAUAAACUUUUUUUUUUUAAUGAGAAAACUUUCUUUUUUAAAUAAUGAUUCUUGAUUAAUGAUCAUUGCUACUGUAAAAGAAAAGAAAAAAAAACAGGAACAAAGUUUUCCUGACCACUUACUACAACUGUUUCCUGUCCAAAAAUUGUAUGAUUACAAUCAGUAAUUUUGCUACUAGCUGAGAAAUUCCGAGCAAUUCCAUCGGUUGUCAUUUAUUGAAUGAGGUAUCAGAAGAAUAAAACCCUAUUUAAACAAUAAGUCAGUAUUGAAAAGAAAAAAUACAGUUAUUUAACAAAUGUAUAAAAGGUACUUGGAUAUUAUUUAAGUGCUGUUAAACAUGUAACCAGACACGUAGCACCAUUUACCAAGCUGUGACGGUUCAAGUGAAUUUAUAUCUUCUUUGUACCUCAUGUGUGUAUGUGCCUUCUGAAAAAACCUAUUACAGUGCAGCAGAAGAUUUGUCAAUUAUAAUGAAUAAACAUUUCAAUUCUG
Messenger RNA from Clarias gariepinus (North African catfish), 2737 nucleotides. RefSeq names its product cytokine receptor-like factor 3 (gene crlf3). The coding region runs from base 105 to 1436 and encodes 443 amino acids. The record is from RefSeq and is a predicted model, not a curated record. The transcript has 9 exons. Lineage: Eukaryota; Metazoa; Chordata; Actinopteri; Siluriformes; Clariidae. Gene Ontology annotation, molecular function: protein binding.